Molecule: messenger RNA, 2165 nt
Organism: Artibeus jamaicensis (Jamaican fruit-eating bat)
Lineage: Eukaryota; Metazoa; Chordata; Mammalia; Chiroptera; Phyllostomidae
Product: protein FRA10AC1
Exons: 15
Coding region: 763-2040 (425 amino acids)
Biological process (GO): dephosphorylation
Molecular function (GO): phosphatase activity
Source: RefSeq, a predicted model, not a curated record
GUUUGUGCAACCACUGAGUGGAGAGGGUAUGGGAUGGAUGAAGCCGCCAGAGGAAAAAGAAAUGGGAGAGGGAGAACGGGGAAGAGGUGGUGUCGUGGUGUGUGGUAACAAGAUGAUGAUGGUACUAAGAGUUAACAUUUACGGGGUUUUACUGUGCCAGACACUGUUCUAAAACCCUUUGUAUGUGGUAAUUCAAUUUCCAGUCCUGCGAAACUGCUACUCUUCACUAGCCUUCUUUUGUAAAGGGGGCGACUGAGGCUCACAGGUUGUAGAACCUGUUCAAAGAAAGACAAAUGAAAUGCGCAGCGUCAGGAUCCUGCAUACCUCUUACUUAGCAUCCCAGAACAUACCUCUAAGCAGCACCCAGCGGUUGUCCCCCAUCGAGAUGUGCAAGUGAGGUCGUUAGACAAGGAGUAAGGGGCUGGUAUGGCUUGAACAGAUGGGAUAGGUGGAACAAGGAAUUGAUGUGAUGGAGGGGGUGAGAUCCAGGUGUAUCUGCAAGGUGAAGACAGAUGUAUGCGAGGGUGGAGUUGGAGCUGUAGCGUUAUAACCUUUCAACCUUGGCCGGUGCCUUCCUCUAGAAUUUUGUGGGGCAGGAGAGAGAGCUGAAAUAUCUUUUGUCUUACAUCUAGGGCAAUGAAGUUUAGGGGGUUCUUUCCUCUUUUUCCUGCUGUACUUGUUGCGGUGAAUAUUAAAGUUUAAAAAGUUGGAUAUAUCAUUUGAUUUGCACCGGUUUCUUGCAGCCAUGUGAAUUGGGUGUUUAUGACAUCAAAUAUGCAAAUAAUGCAUCCCCAAAUUCAACAUAAUGCUGAAACCAGGAGCUGCUUCCAACACAACUUAGUGACAAUGCAUGGUCAUGGAGGCUAUGACUCUGAUUUUAGUGAUGAUGAACACUGUGGAGAAUCUAGCAAAAGGAAAAAAGGGACAGAUGAAGAUGAUUUACUGCUCCAAAAGCCAUUUCAGAAAGAAAAACAUGGAAAGGUGGUCCAUAAACAGGUUGCAGCAGAAUUGCUGGAUAGGGAAGAAGCAAGAAAUAGAAGGUUUCAUCUCAUAGCUAUGGAUGCUUAUCAAAGGCAUACAAAGUUUGUAAAUGAUUAUAUUUUAUACUAUGGUGGCAAAAAAGAAGAUUUCAGGCGAUCACGGGAAAGUGACAAGACAGACAUGGAUGUUAUACGAGAAAACCAUAGAUUCCUAUGGAAUGAGGAAGAUGAAAUGGACAUGAACUGGGAGAAGAGACUUGCAAAGAAAUACUAUGAUAAAUUAUUCAAGGAAUACUGCAUAGCAGAUCUCAGUAGAUACAGAGAAAAUAAGUUUGGAUUUAGGUGGAGAGUAGAAAAAGAAGUAAUUUCAGGAAAAGGCCAGUUUUUCUGUGGAAAUAAAUAUUGUGAUGAAAAAGAUAACUUAAAGAGUUGGGAAGUUAAUUUUGGUUAUAUUGAGCAUGGAGAAAAGAGAAAUGCACUUGUUAAAUUAAGAUUAUGUCAAGAAUGUUCCUUUAAAUUAAAUUUUCAUCACAGGAGAAAAGAAGUCAAGUCCAAAAAAAGGAAGGAUAAAAUAAAAAAAGAUUGUGAAGAGUCGUCACGUAAAAAAUCCAGAUUAUCUUCUGCAGAAGAGACCUCUAAGAAAAAGGAUAAAGGACAUUCAUCCUCAAAGAAAUCAGAAGAUUCUGUAAACAUAGGCCAAGAUAUUCAAGUAUCAUAUAAUAACCAGGAAAAUCAAAAUGAUAGACCCACUUUUAUUAUUCAAAGUAUGAGGAGAACUGUGCAGUUUGCAUCAUUUCUAAAGGGAACAUUGAAAAACUUAAAACAGUCAAGAACAGAACCCAUGGCAUUGACACGACUUGAAGCUGUGCUGUGGGAAGCAGGUUUAAGGACCUGUGGAUGUUUAACUUGGAGAAAGAUGCAGGAAUGGGGGGAAAGAGGAAGCUCUGAUGAGGAAGAAAGUACCUCAGAAUCUGAACUUUGGAAGGGCCCCCUACCAGAAACCGAUGAAAAAUCACAGGAAGAAGAAUUUGAUGAAUAUUUUCAAGAUUUGUUUCUGUGAGAUGGAAGAGAGAAUCCUACAUUCCUUAAUAUAAAAAUACACUUUGAAAUGAUUCCAAAAACUUUUAUCUGCAAGUUGCAGUUUGAGUGAUUUGUCUCUAGAAAUAAAAAUUCAGCUACUCUCAA